AUGGAACGUUUUUUAAUCACAUCAGGUAAUUCAAAAUCAACUGCUGUUUCAACUGUUUCGGAACCUAAUGACCCUGGAUCAAGURCGCGUACUCCAAUAUCAGAUACAGAUAUACAGUUGAAUUCAAACAUUUUUGAUAUUAGUGUAACUUGUGAGGAUACCGCUGUACAACCUGUCAUCAGUUUUCCUCGUACUUUAAUAUCUGGGAAGCAACGUAGCUUUCAAAGCAGUUGGUACAAUAAGUAYCCRUGGUUGGAAUACUCAAUUAAGAUGAAUGCCGUAUUUUGUUAUUAUUGUCGUCAUUUUCCUUCUYAUUCGCAAAUUGAAAAAGAUGUUCUAAUUACUGGUGGAUAUUCUGAUUGGAAAAAUAUAAGUAACAUGACUAAAAAACAUGAUAAUACUACUUCACAUAAAAAUGCAAUUGCUAAAUAUGGCGCAUGGCUAUCAACCAAAAAAAAUGGAUCAGUUUCGACUCAAAUAAAUAAACAAGUCAAGGAGCAAGUUAUAAAAAAUCGAGCUAUUUUAACAAGUGUAAUAAGGUGUGUUUUAUAUUGUGCACGGCAAGAUAUUAAGAUAUUGGACUACGAGAACAUCGAAGAGAAAGAAAAGAAGAAUUCAAUAGUGAAAAUUAUGAUGCAAGUUUGUGUUCACGUCAUGACCAAAUACAUAUCGCCUGAAAUACAAAAUGAUAUAAUAAAAGCUACUUCAAAGCUUGUAUUACAAUUAAUAGUAAAUGAAGUUCAUAUUGGGAGCCAGAUAUUUAGUUUAAUUGUAGAUGAGGCUAGAGAUCAGUCAAAAAUUGAACAAAUGAGUAUUUGUAUUAGAUAUUUGCACGAUUUAAAAAUUAAAGAAAGAUUUUUAGGUUUUGUCGAAUUGAAAGAUWUAAAUGCUCAAGCACUGUGUGAUGGCAUAAUAUUUUUUUAA
Molecule: messenger RNA, 924 nt
Organism: Diuraphis noxia (Russian wheat aphid)
Lineage: Eukaryota; Metazoa; Arthropoda; Insecta; Hemiptera; Aphididae
Product: zinc finger MYM-type protein 1-like
Source: RefSeq, a predicted model, not a curated record